AUGAGUUCCAUCGAGGGUGUUGAGCUAAAGAUCAAGCAAGUGGAAGCAGAGAUUACGGAAGUGAAGGACGAGAUUAAGGUUGUCAAGGCACAAGCCGAUGGUGCAGCACUGCGUCUGGCUCUGGAGCAGCGUCUGGCCUCCCUGCAGCAGAGUUGGAACCUUCUGCUUGAGGAGAAGGCUCGGCUGCAGCCAGCAGCCUUUCAACCUCCUCCGAAAAGAGCCUGCAGAAGGAUGAAGGUCUUCAGUCUUCAAGAUGGGAUCGAUAGGGAGGGGUUCUUUAGAGGGUCGGAAGAGGCCCCGCAGGUCAUUGAGAUGAUCAAGAAGGGGCAGUAUCCCCUCAUUGCGGAUGUCAGGAAAGCAGGGAAGACGACGCUGAAACAGGAGAUUGUGGACCUGCUCGAUGGAAAAAUAGUAGACACGAUCAGGGGCAAAAGCGAAGUCAGGGUAGCUGCAGUCACGCUGGGGUGGGGUUUGGAGAUGCAUGGACAGGAGUCUGAAACAGCAUUCUGGAAGUAUGUGAUCGACGAUGUCGUUCACAAAUCUCAGGGGCUGCUGGUGCGACAUCCAGACACGACAGAUUCCUCUGCGGGUUUUGCGAGCCUCUUCCAGUGGAUCAGGGCGACUGGUCCUUUGAUCGCGCUGUGCGUUGAUGAAGCCUCCGAGCUGGCGAAGGCCUCCGUCAUGAACCGUGCGAGCCUCAUGCACUGCUUCCGGGACCUGCGCGAGGCAGCCACGCGCAGGCAGCACCGGCUACUUUCCGUCGCUUUCUUCGGCACCUUCACGGUGCUGCGGAUUGUCGACGAGCUCAACGAGGGAAGACCGGGGCCGUCAGGGUAA
This is a messenger RNA of Klebsormidium nitens, 837 nucleotides long. The record is from the annotation of a GenBank genome assembly. NCBI's taxonomy places the organism in Eukaryota, Viridiplantae, Streptophyta, Klebsormidiophyceae, Klebsormidiales, Klebsormidiaceae.